AUGGCGGAGGCCAUCGUGGGGUCGAUGCUAUGGAAGCUGCAGCAAGUGGCGGCCAGGGAGGCGCGGACGCUGGUGGCCGUGAACGAGGACAUCCGGAGCCUCCGAGACAAGCUCAUGUGGAUGCAGGCCUUCCUGCGCGACGUCCAGCCGUCGCGCCGCGUGCAGCCCAACGAGCUCAUCAAGGUGUGGCUGCAGCAGACCCGCGACGCCGUCUUCGACGCCGAGGACGCCGUGGACCAGUACUUUGUCCAAAUUGAUCUCUCAAGAUUGCCUAGCUGGAGCCGUGCCAUCUUCAGUUUCUUUGCCAGCUUUACCACUCAAGUCGUGGUCCGGCGCGACCUCUCCAGCAGGAUCAGGUUGAUCAAUGAAAGGCUGGAGGGAAUCAUUGUGAACAAGGACAGGUACAGGUUGGGAGAGUCUACUACGCUAGGAUCAAUAUGGAGGCCAUCCAGCUCCACGUCACCUCUCUCAGAAAAGAUGGACGACGUGGUGCUGCCACUAGUGGGACGAGAGGAACUGGUGCGAGAGCUUAAGUAUUAUCUUUAUAAAAGCAGUGUAAAUCAUGAAAAUGUGAUCACUGUGAUUGGGGAAAGUGGAGUCGGCAAGACAAAGCUGGUGAGGACCUUGUACGACAGGAGGCAGACGCUGUCUCAUUUUGACAUCUAUGAGUGGGUGAGCUUUGGGCCUAAUCUUAGUGCCUCUGAUGUCCUCAUGAUAAUCAUCAGACGCAUUACAGAUGGAGAAGAAUGUUCCAAGGACAAUAUUGAAAGGAAACUGCAGGAGAUAUUGAAAGGAAAGAAGUAUCUGUUGGUGAUAGAUGCUGAGCUCAGUAACUCAGAGUGGAAUCGCAUUUUUGCUAUGCUCCCCAACCCCAAGGGUGUGGAUGUCAAUGCCUGCAGCAGAAUAGUGAGAAUUUCUCAGAUUCCACCACAUAAGCCACCCCCACAGUAUCAAGAAGCUAAAAUUGAGGUUCCAAAAUUUGAUGACAAAGUUGUCAUCAAUCUUUUCAAGGAAACCUUCCUAACAUAUGGCAGAAAUGAACUUCCUGACGAAGCAAUAGAAAAAUACAGUCAGAGUAUUUUGGAGAACACAAAAGGGUUGCCGCUGGCAGUAGUUCUUUUGUCUGGCCUUCUGCGGACCAAGGAGUACCCUAAUGAAUGGGAAACGGUGUUUGAUCACCUGAAGAGGAUGCAGUCAAAGCAGAUUGACAAGAUUUUAUCCCUCUGCUUUGAUGACCUUCAUUAUGACCUGAAAUCUAGCCUCCUCUAUUUUGCUGCAUUGCCGGUGAAUACAUUUAUCAGGGCAAGGAACAUUGUGUGCAUGUGGAUGGCGGAGGGCUUCCUGGUACCAAAGGCCACAACAGUGGAGAGAGUAGGAGAGCAAUACCUGAAGGAGCUGAUAGAUAGGCGCCUUGUCAACUUGGCGCCAGUGGGCUAUAAUGUUCCUGGGUACGAGCGUGUAGCUGUUCAGAGCAAAGUACACACAUUCCUGCAGCUUGAAGCACAAGAGCAAUGCUUCGUGGAGAUCCACAGUGGUGAUGACAUCCCAGCUUUGUCGGAUGUUCGACGCUUGUCGCUCCAGAAUCACAAAGACAAGUAUGCAGCUCUGUCACACCCUCUACCAAAGCUGCGAGCCAUCCUGUCAAACUUUGAGACAGAACAAGAGGCUGCACAAGUCGGUGAGAAGCCACCAAAUGAAGCUGGAGGAGAACAAGGUGGAAAUAGAGAUGGGCCAUGCCUGUACCCAGUCAGGUGCUGCCUUGGUUCCUCAAUUAGAGGGGGCAACAAAAAGAAAAAGCAAGCCAAGUCUUGUGUGCAGGACCUGCUACAGAAUUCAAGGUUCCUCCGUGUCAUCCAUUUCAACGGCCUUGAGGUGGACACGGAGCUUCCCGCCGAAAUCGGCAAUGUUGUGAACCUGCAGUACAUCCGAGUUACCUCCUGCUCCUUGGAGAAGAUCCCAUCAUCAAUUGGUAGGCUGUGCAACCUCCAAACUCUUGAUGUCCGAGGCACCAUGGUCCGAAGCCUUCCAGAUGGGUUCUGGAGGAUUCAGACGAUCCGUCAUGUGCUGGGUGACCGUCUCAUCUUGCCUAAACAUGUCGGUGACUUGAGGAAUCUGCAGACACUCAACAGCAUCAAGCCUGACUAUGAUGGCGCCCAUGCCUGGGACGACAAGACCUUCACCUACAUGAUCCGCCUAUUGUACUUACACAUCCGGCACAGUGAUAGUCAGGGCAGCGAGAACAUCUUCACCAACCUCAAGAACAAGGCCGCCUUGGUAAAAGCAGUAUCCAUACUCAAGCACCUUGUUGUGCUCAUCUUAAAAGCUCCUGUCAUUCCCUCAGAAGUGUUCACCAGGUCCAACCUCCCACGUCUCAAGGCAAUGGAACUGGUCGGGAAGCUUGACCUUCCUCAAAAUGCCCUCCCCAAGAUGGAAGUCCGCACUCACCUCCCAAACCUAAAGAAGCUGAGGCUUUUGGGGACAGAGGUGUCACAGGAAUUCAUUAACCAACUUGGAGACCUACAGUUCCUUUCCACCCUUGAACUAAGCAGCAAUUCUUUCAAAGAGAGGCACCUUAUCUUCAAGGAUGGAUUUCACAGCCUCAAGGAAUUGACGGUGCAUGAUGAGGCAAUCAGCAGGUUGGAGAUACAUGAGCCAGCACUUCCCGAGCUUGAAGAUCUGGAUAUUUUCAUCCAUAGCAGUGAGUUCCGUGUUGAGAUCCAUGGUCAUUAUUCCAAGCUUAUUCGACACAUGGAAGCUGAGGAUGAAGAACUUUUUAAGAUUACGGAUGUCAUAACGCGACAAGUCCAAGUGGAAAACAACAACGGGGGCGAUUCCAAUGCCUGA
This is a messenger RNA of Miscanthus lutarioriparius, 2844 nucleotides long. NCBI's taxonomy places the organism in Eukaryota, Viridiplantae, Streptophyta, Magnoliopsida, Poales, Poaceae. The record is from the annotation of a GenBank genome assembly.